AAGUUGCACGAUAGAUGGAACGAUACAGACUUCACCCGAUGGGGCUAAGCGAGAUAAGACGGACAGGAGUUGGACGUAUUAAGAUGAGAAAUGGCUAUACAAUGAUAUAUGCUGGAGAAGAAAGUGAGCACCAGAGAGGGGUGGCAAUCAUGAUGAGCCAGGACACACAAAAAAGUCUUAUUGAAUGGAGAGCAGUAAGCAGCCGCAUAAUAACUGCACGAUUCUACUCACGCUUUAAAAAUACAACAGUCAUCCAAGUGUAUGCUCCGACAAAUGAAUCUACAGAUGAUGAGAAGGAUGGUUUCUACGAUCAACUCCAGGCAACUUUUGAUACAUGCAACAGACAUGACGUAGUCAUUAUUAUGGGAGACUUGAACGCAAAAGUUGGUGAUGACAACAAAGAUAUGGAAGGGAUAAUGGAGAAACAUGGAUUGGGUAACAUAAAUGAUAAUGGCGAACGAUUAUGUGAUUUCUGCUCAAUGAAUGGCCUUGUGAUCACAGGAACAUGCUUCCCACACCGAACAACUCAUGAAGCAACUUGGGUGUCACCUGACGGAAGAACGCAAAACCAAAUUGAUCACAUGAUGAUCCGUAAAGAAUGAAGGAGAUCUGUGGAAGACACCAGA
This is a messenger RNA of Orbicella faveolata, 626 nucleotides long. Its product is annotated as protein CFDP2-like. NCBI's taxonomy places the organism in Eukaryota, Metazoa, Cnidaria, Anthozoa, Scleractinia, Merulinidae. The record is from RefSeq and is a predicted model, not a curated record.